Molecule: messenger RNA, 11948 nt
Organism: Spirodela intermedia
Lineage: Eukaryota; Viridiplantae; Streptophyta; Magnoliopsida; Alismatales; Araceae
Source: the annotation of a GenBank genome assembly
AUGACUCACCCUAAGCGGCCACUGCGCGCUACAUCCACCACCUCUUCCUCCGCCGUCAGGAACAGCGCAAGCGCCAAUCACAGUGGGGGACCGUUCGUUCCUCCUUCCCACCGCUCGCCUUGCUCUCCUGUCAUGAAGAAGGCCAAGUCCCAGCAGACCCCAGGCGCGGCAUGCGCCCUCGACAAGAAUGGGCUCCAUCAGCCGCAGCAUCAACAGGCCCCAGGCGAUGAAGGUGGCCUUGCGGACGAGGACGCUAUGCUCGUCGAGCAUGAUGGCCUCAAGGCCGCCGCCGCUGAUCCCAUCCCGUCGACUGUGCUCACCACGGGGGCUGCUGCCAAUCUUACCAGGAAGAAGGCUAUUCCUCCGCAGCCCGCUGCCAAAAAGCAACUGGUGAUUAAACUCGUCAAAGGUGCUCUUGUUCCUCUGCAUCUAUGUUGUCUUCGGUCCAAUCCAUUCCCCCCUAGCAUUUCCUAACUUUCGAUUCAUUUAGCCGCCCAUAUUUCCUGUUCACGUUUCUAUCGUGUAUGCUCUGGACUCUGAUUUUUUCUGCCACCGUUGUGGGCGAAAUGAAUGGGUGCUAUUCUUUGGCACUUGGACCAAGAAGGCAGGCUCCUGAAGAGACAUUUUCAAGCGUUACGCUGAUCCCAGAUGUGUUCCUAGUUUUUUUCCGAAAGCGCAGAGGACUCCAUGAUAGCUGGCGCUAAUCACGGCUGGUGUGCAUAGGCAAAGUGACGCUGUGAUCUAAGGAUAAUUACUCACUUUCCCUUUUCUUUUUGGCCGUCAUCUCUAACACACAUGGUGACCCAAGUGGGGAAAUAAAACUUAUCUAUGGUUUCACCACUGUACAGUAACGCUUAUACCAAUUCCUGGGUCACGUAUGCUAUCCUCACUUAUGCUAUGUCGUUGUUCUAGUCGUAGAAGAUGAAAUUCCACAUGGUGUAGAAGAUGCAAGUAUUUAUGAAUGAAUAUAAAGGGGAAGAAGGAAAAUAGCAGGUCAUUCUGAGGGAUGUAUAUAGCUGUAGGAAGGAGAAAUAAAUCAGUGAUUCAUCAUAUUGGUUUUUUGAUAGGUGGUUGGCAACUGGAAGAACAUUGUUCUGUUAAUUGAUUUGUAAAGGUAAAAGUAGGGGAUGAGAUAUAACUUAUAUAUGAUUCAAAUUAGCAAAAUGAUCGGCCAAGAAAUGGAGGUUUUAUAUACCAAUCCGAUGAUUCAUUAUAUUGUAAGUCAGAUGACAUUUUAGCGAGCUAGCCUUGUACUCGUUUUGCAUAACAUUUUUCCAGUCGUUGAGUUUGACCUAUUUGGUACUACUCCAGGUUUAUGGCCCAUUUAGUCUCUCACCUAUUCCUUCAAAGAGUGGAUAGAUCUAGGCGGUUCAAAGCAUCCGUUUAAAUCCUUCUCUAAAUCUAUGCUUGUUGUUUUCCGUUCUAGAUAGUCUAUUAAGAAUGACACUCUAUGAAAAAAAUAUCGCUACAUAAGGAGGACAUGUGGAAUCCCAACAUUGUAGCAGCUGAAGAACAUUUCCAAUCUCUGAAGUCAUUGUGGCAGCUUUUGCGAUUGUCUAAAACACUUAAAGUCAGCAUUCUCCAGCUUCAUCUCCCAAAUACACGACCUAUAGAUGCAGGAAAAAUUCCAGCUUCUUGGUUGCCAGUUUCAAUUUAAGUGGGAACUUCAACAUGAAUAGAUUGAAUUUCAAUGGGAGAUCUUUUAUACAUUCACUUUUCGUGAUCAAUGUUAUGUAUUUUCAUAAAUAUGCCCAUGUUUCUUGAAAAUAAUUCAAUUUUUUUUUCUGAAAGUCAUUUUUCUUGGUCAGUUGAGAGUUUAUUUGUAACUUUUUAUUAUGCAUUUAUAUUUAUUAAUUGAUUUUUUUUUUCCCUCACUAAGGCAAGCCAAAAUUACCAACCAAUUUUGAAGAGGACACCUGGGCAAAAUUGAAGUCAGCUAUUACCGGUAUAUUUUUAAAGCAGCCUGACCCCUGUGAUUUAGAAAAGCUCUAUCAGGUGAAUUCAUCCGAUAUGUCUUGUUGUAGUUACUAUUUAAUCAUGUCUUAACUUAUUUAGUAAGUGCAGUGCCAAUAAACUCUUCCUGUUGCGUGUAGGCUGUUAGUGAUCUUUGUCUUCACAGGAUGGGGGGAAAUCUUUAUCGACGUAUUCAGAGAGAAUGUGAAGUACACAUAUCUACAGCACUACAAUCAUUGGUUGGGCAGAGCCCUGACUUGGUAGUAUUCUUGUGUUUGGUAGAGAAAUGUUGGCAGGACUUCUGUGAUCAGAUGCUAAUGAUUCGUGGUAUAGCAUUGUAUCUCGAUAGAACGUAUGUCAAGCAAACUCCAAAUGUUCGGUCUUUAUGGGACAUGGGUUUGCAGCUUUUUCGCAAACAUCUUUCAUUCUUCACGGAAGUAGAGCAUAAAACCGUCACUGGGCUUCUAAGAUUAAUUGAGCGGGAGAGGUAUGUAUCCCUAACUCUGUUCGUUGUUUUCUGCAAUGCUAAACAUUGGGGAUUUUGAAGUUAUACCACUUUCUCAUUCUUUGUUCUAGUUGUAGCAUACUGAUACUGUUCUUCUCUGAGGACCUAUAAUCUAUGUUUACUAUGGUACAGUAUCGGUUUUUACUCAUUAUGAGGCUUGCAUAAGCUGUGUUCGAUAAACAACAUUUCUGGUUUGAACUAAGAUAAAAAUCGUGGGCAUAGGUGAUAGAAAUCGUGGUUCUUUCGGAGGGAUUUUUCAAACAAUGGAAAUCUAUAUACAUCUCGUUGAAAAGAGACAUUGAUGGUUGUUCUGGCAUAAACGGCUUUUUUUCUGAUGUUUGUUUUGGGGGAAGUUCAUUAAAGGCAUUGCAUCUCAAAUAACAGUAGGUCGGUGCAUUGACCAUUUUACACAAGAAUAAGGUGACAAAAGCAAGGCGGUGGUCUACUAUCUUCUCAAUUCGAUUGCUUGCGAUGAUACCUCACAAAGUGUGGUUUGAUGGACAAUUCCAAUAAACAUUAUGAUCUUCAAACGCGUAUCUUAUCCCAUUCCAAUUUUAUGUCAAUAUUCUUUGAUGAACCGUCAAGUACUUCUCCCUAUCUUUGGCAUAUAAUUGCAGGGAUUAGCUUUGUAUUGUAUCAGAUUAUUUCUUUUUGUCCAAAGUGUUUUUUUUUUUACAUUUCAUGGAAAUAUCUCGGGAACAAUUAUGUAAACUAGGAUUUAGGAUACAUAGGGCAGCCUACCUAUUCUCUAUGGGGUCCAUGUCCUGAUGGUUCUUGUGUCAGGUCUCAGGCCAUACUAGCCAGCUGCAUAAUGGUUGAGGGGCUGUGUCUAUAAGAAUGGAUGUGAUAUUAUAGAUGGGACUGGGGUGUGUUGCAUGGUUCAUUUACUUGGCCCGAUCCGGUGAAACUUGGUUUUAGGUCUGGCCCUCAGUUUUUUUAAUUUUUUGAUUUGUUUGCUGAUAACAUCCCUAAUGUUUGUAAGGCUUGGCUUUUGAAGCUGACUGUGCUAGCUUGUUGAGCUCAAAGAUGAAAUGUGACGUGUUGCCAUUUGAUAAACGUGUUUUAGUCUAUUUUCAGUCAUCUAUUUUCUGUGGAAUUUACCGAUAUUAUUUGCUUUGUAAGUAUCUUUUCUCACCUAAGACCAUCUACUGGGGCGUAUAAUUUAGAUUGAAUCCCUCAGUGCUUUCUUUUGUUGAGGAUGGUUUUUUAAGAUGUUUGCGUAAUUUCUGCCAAAACUACAUAGAAGACUAAUACAUUGGAGACUUUAUUUUAAUCUAUAUUUAUCAGGAACCGGAGUAAACAUCAAAGUUUUACAACCAUUGUUUGAUUUCCUCAUUUACAUUUUUUGUGAUUAGAUACACCAAAGUCUGGUUCCAUUCCACCUUCUUCGUACCAAUUGUUAUUUAAAAUAUUUCCAAUCUACUGUUCUUUAUUCCGCUUUCAUCUUUCAUGUUCUUGACUUCAGGGAUCAAUUUAUUAAAAAACUUUUAGGGACAACGACGGUAAGAUUCGGCAUAAAGUAUCUUCCCAACAGAUAAUGAAAGUGUGACAUGUUCAUGAGUAGAUUAUCCUCUGCCGCUCCCAUAUCUAUGCGUUGUGAGAAAAAUAAGAAGACCUUGCCACAGCAAUAAAGGAUAAUGUAAUCUGAAGAAUUCAAAUAUCUCUUAAAUAAAAUAAACAAUUAUACUAUAAUUUCCUUUCUUUGCAAAAAGUACGCUGCACUAUAUUCGAAUUGAGGUAUAAAAUGGAUGAAUAUGAAACAGCAUGGAUUCAGUUGUUCUGUAAUAAGGGAACAACAAUUUUUUAAACUAGUGAUUAGUCUUUUUAAAGAUAUUUAAGUAAUUGACAGGGAAAUGUCAUAUGCCAAAUGGUUCUUCACCUAUAUCACUGGAUUCUCCGAGCAGAUACAGUUGAAAAAUGAAAGUAGAAGUGUAAUGCUCUUUUUCAUGAAGUCUUAUAAAUAAAGAGAGUUCGAGCUGAGAUUUUGGAUCUCAAAAAUCUAAGAGUAUAUCUACCAAAAGACAUUUUCAUUUUUUUCUUAAUAUAUUAAGAGGGAAUUAUCCACAACAUCAAUUGAGGCCUUUACAGUCCAAUGUACAUCAAACGCUUUCUAUAUGACGAAUACACUGAUUAGUAUUCUUGAAAGCAUAAUGGCUUUGUUGAGAGAGACUGGUGUGUAAAUUAUCAUCUUGAUGAUGUCUUGUACAAUUCUUGACUCAGUGUAUAAUCUUUUAAAUAUUGAAUUAUCUUUUUAUCUUCUAAUUUUGUAUUUCUUUUCUCUCAUUCAUGAUUCUUGCUAUAUUCUAAAGUUAAUUCAAAGUUACCUAGAGACUUAAAUCAGAUUAAAAAUAGCCUGAUUAUAACUGUAACACCAGGGAGAGACGUUUCAACAGUUCGUUUAGUAAAACUGAUUUCCUUUUUUAAUGUAUUUAUGAAUGCUGGGUAUUUUGCUUUAAAUCUUAGCGGAUUGGUUGUAAUUUAUUCUCUUAUUUUGUAAUCAUUGCUUCACAGUCUAUAUGCUCAUUUGGUUUCGAUAUGCAUAUCAGAUCAGGUGAAGCAGUUGAUAGAACGCUUCUCAAUCAUCUAUUGAAGAUGUUUACUGCCAUAGGAAUCUACACAGAGAGAUUUGAAAAACCAUUUCUUGAAUGCACUUCUGAAUUUUAUGCCUCUGAAGGUGUGAAAUACAUGCAGGAAUCGGAUGUUCCUGAUUACUUGAAACAUGUGGAGGUGCGUUCUUCAGAGUUGAUUUAUCAUGUUUCUCAUGUUUUCAGUGCUUACGUCAUGUUUCAUUCUCAUCUCUUUACUUUUUUAUUCAUUUGAUAGAAUAUUUGUAACUUUUUUCACAUAAAUCAUACAUCAUAAGCUUAAGUUUUGAUUCGAAAGAAACAUUGUGAUGUAUGUAAACAGUUGAGGCUACAUGAAGAGCAUGAAAGAUGCUUGCUCUACCUAGAUGGAAGUACGGGAAAGCCUCUGGUGGCAACUGCUGAAAGGCAACUUCUUUCUUGCCAUGUAUCUGCAAUUCUUGAUAAGGUGAACAGCCCUACAUUGCCUUAUUUACACUUUCCCUCUUGAAACAUUUCUUUUAAUUAUGAUAAUACUUUUCUGUUGUUUAGGGAUUCACAGUGCUGAUGAAUGGAAGUCGCAUUGAUGAUCUCCGACGAAUGUAUAACUUGUUUUCGAGGGUUAAUGCCUUGGAAUUAUUAAGACAAGCCCUCAGCUCUUACAUCCGGGGAACUGGACAGGGAAUUGUUAUGGAUGAAGAAAAAGAUAAGGACUUAGUUUCCUGUCUCCUAGACUUUAAGGCUACUGUUGAUACUAUUUGGGAGGAAGGUUUUUUCAGAAAUGAAUCAUUUUCCAACACAAUAAAGGAUGCAUUUGAGCAUCUCAUCAAUCUCCGUCAGGUGGGCCAUAUUUCUUUCCUUCUAUUUUUAAUCUUUUUGUUCUAUUUGCUUACCGAACUUCUGUUGGAAUGGGUUUCUAUUCUAUUUGAGUUAAAAAUUUUGAUAUUCAAGAAACAUUUGAGGUAUUUCGGCAAAAUAGCUACUCAAAGUCCUAAUUGAGAAUUCUAAUCGCGCCUUUUGUUUUAAAGCUUGUAUGUUGUACUGCAAAAGCAGAGUAAAUGAUUCUAAAGUAAUUUUUGGAGGUGAAAUUUGGUCCAGCUACAUUUUCGUUUCCAUUGUUUGCAAAGACCUAUAAACAAAGGUCAUUCCAGAUUUUUUAAUGUGCAAUUUUACUGUAGAAAAUCCAUCCAUUGUUCUUUCGUAGAUUUUUUUCGUUCAUGUUUUCGUUUACAUGUAUGAUAAUAACAGUUUUCAACUUUUAAUCAUGUUGAUCCUAAUCUUGAUCUAUCCUACUAUAUUUCAUUGUCUAAUCGAAUUAAACUCAACUUUUGCUAAAGUCAAAUAUAUAUUUAGUAAUCACUAUCUACAUUUUGAAUCGUAAAUAUAUAAUAUUCGUGAAUCUUGUAGCACCACUGUCAUGUGGAUCUGCCAUCUCAACGUAUGGAUCUGAUCAGAUGGCCAAUUCAGCUUUCCCUAGGGAUCUGACUAUUUUUGGCGUAUACUUAGACAUGAUUCUAAUAAAAUGGCUAUUGAGUAAUUAUUCCCCCCACACUUUUCCAUCUUGUUUUGCUAGUACCGCUCUUUCUUCUGUUCUUCUUUCAUUGUUAGCUGCAAAUGGGGCCCUUUAGUUCUUUUUUUCUAAUCAUGAUAUUGAUGGUACAAGGAACUCUGUGAGAGGCAUAGCACAAAAUUGGCCUUAGUGAUAUUAGUCAAUUUCUAGAUGAUUCUGUCCUUUCCUUUUUCGUAUCAAUCUUUCAUGAGGAUCCAGUACUUUGCUUGAAUUGGAUUGGGAUGCCUUAUCCUGAUUAGAAUUGUCUGAGUCUGGAAAUCAUGUGUGCUCGACAUUAGGUAAGCAUGAUUGGCUCCUAUCUUCAUGUUUUGUAGAUUAUUUCAGGAGAAUUGAAGGAAGUGUUUUUGUGCUGUAUCAUAUAGAUCUUCGUUUGGUUCCUGCUGCACCUAAUCGUAGGAGUUUUCCAAUUCGUUAAAAAUCACCCAAUGAUGGUGCAAGCUAUUCCUUGUAAGCUAUGACUUUUAUAAAGUUUGUGUACAUUUUUUACUUCGUUUUGUGAUUGUUUAUAUGUUGGCUCACAGGACAAUCCAAAUCAGGAGGCAUUGAUUCCCUCAAUAUACAGAUUCUUUUUUCUCUGGAUGCCAUCAGCAUCUGCAUAAUUUCCGAUCUUUGUCGUGUUUGUAUUUUUCUGUAGCACAAAGAAAAAUCUAUUCAGUAUUCAUGCAUAUGUUUGAUCUCUCGUGAAAAAUAUUUACUCUUUCGUCCUGACAUAUUAGUUAUGCUUAUGUUCUUUCAAUUUUCGCUUGUGUUUCAAUCGAUUUUUUGUGGCAUGAGGCUUCUACACACCAACAAUGAGAACGUUGCAUGUUCUUGUAUAGCUGUUUUAGCUUGUCCUGGGUUGGUUAUCUCUAUUAUCAAACUACAUUGUUGAUCUACUCGUGCUGUAUGCUGCUGUCUUCUGAGUGUUGAUUCAACUGAUGAUUGCAUCUCUUGUUCCUUAAAUUAGAACCGGCCAGCGGAACUCAUUGCUAAGUUUCUCGAUGAGAAGCUUCGGGCUGGUAACAAAGGUACAUCUGAAGAAGAAUUGGAAGGAACUCUUGAUAAAGUUCUAGUUUUAUUCAGAUUCAUACAAGUAAGCCACUUUUAUGCGUUUUUCGCUGUUUUUCUUUUUCUUUUUAUUGAAGCUGUAAUGAAAUAUGAAAUUAUUUUUUUCCCCUUGAAAAGUCAGAGGUAUUUACUUUUGUAUUGUUUUCUACUUAUUUCUUGCGUUUUCUUUUGCUAAAAGUUUCGUCUUUUGUGUUAUUCAGGGUAAAGAUGUGUUUGAGGCAUUCUAUAAAAAGGAUCUUGCUAAACGGUUGUUGUUGGGAAAGAGUGCCUCCAUUGAUGCUGAGAAGUCAAUGAUAUCCAAAGUAAUCUAUAUUUUCAGAAAUUUGUUCACGGUUAGAAAAUAAUAAAUUUCAGGAAAUUCUCAUUGCAUUAUUUUUUUCCCUAUUUCAGCUCAAAGCGGAGUGUGGUAGCCAGUUUACAAAUAAAUUGGAGGGGAUGUUUAAGGUUUGGGUGUCUAUAAUUUCUUCUCCUUUUUUAUUGGAUUUUUUUAAUUUGGUACGAUACCCUUUUUCUAUAUAAUCCUUACGUUCCCUGUUAUUUAUUACUCAUAUUACAAGGGUUUAAUUCUAUUAAAGGGGGUUACUGUUAAUCAUAUGAAGCUUUCUCAUUCACCAAGGGUAUGAGUCCUUCCUCCUUGUCCCAAAAGUUUUUGCCUGAUUACUCUAAAUCCAGUCAAGAUACAGAAAAAAAAGACGAGUAGUAUGUUAAAUUUGUGUAUGGUUAGCUUCAAAAUUGAUUAGAAUCAGAAGUAUUGCAAACUGUUGUGAUUCUGUUUAUCACUCCCUUUGCAUUAAUUGGGAUGGCAGUAGGAACUAACCCACAGAAGAAUACAAGGUUUCCCCCUUUUGAGUUAGGAAACCCCCUCCCGUCCGAGCUCAGUGAGAUUAGAGUUUUAUAUGUAGAGAGAGGAAUUCGGAUGAAAUUAGUGAAAUAAAUUUCGGAAAUCCUCUUCUUGUUGACCUCGGGAUGCAAUGCCAUCAUCGUGAUGAGCUUUGGAAAAUUCAAGUCCACCUUGGAAUCUCAGAAGCUAUUCCAAAUGUUUGGUAAUGUUUGAAGGAAUAAUAAUUAUUUUUGGUAAUGUUUUUCUAACAUCUACACACUGUUACGUAUUUUUUUGUCUUUUGACAUAUUUCAUUUAUUACUAUGAAUCUGGUCCUUGUUGAUGUUUAGUAAAUGCUUAUAACUUUCUGUGCAGGACUUGUUGACAAAGGAUUUUUGUAUUAUAAGAGCUUUUUUAGGCCUCUAGUUGCCAUUGUUUUAUGACUUCGUCAUUUAGUUAUUUAGUAAAUGCCUAUAGGUUUCCUUGUAUAACUCCUUUUUGUGAGUUUUUUCAUUCUUUACCCUGAGAACGAUAAAUAUGGAUGUUUACUUUUCUAUAUGACUCCAUGGAAAAUUUGGCCAAAUCAUCCUAUGAAAAACUCUAAUUGAUGCAUGUUUUCAUUGACAGACAGUCUACACUUCAAAGUUAAAAUCAAAUGGGAACUAGGACAUAUAAUUUGGAGUUUCUUGAUCUGUAUAUCAAAAGUGGGCUGUCACUGUGUUGUAAAAUUGUCAUUUCCUUGGAUGCCUGAGGAUCAGUCAUUUCAGCUUAGGAGAAAAGUAAAAAAUGGAGGGACACGAUUUUUUUAUGUUGUGCAAGAUGAUGACCCAUGUUCUUCUUACCUGGAAGGACGUCGAUGAAUUGUACCGGAAGUAGGAAACAAUGGGGUGAUUCUUAGGUAGCUAUGAUUGUUUCAGUAAUGCAAGGUACAGAAUUGGCUUCAGAAAUUCACCGUAAAACCUAUUUUUGCGGAAGGUGGGCCUUUGUACACGAUGAACACUUGAUCGAAUGUAAACGUUGUAAAAAGUAAAGGAUUACUAUAACUUUAGGGGAAUAUUCUGACAAGCAAAUUAAUCUGAAGAAACCUGGAAAUCAUUCAUACAAUGUGUAGGCUUCUUCAAGAUCGUUUAUUUAACCUCUGAUGUUUAUUCGUAUGUCUAUUUUAUUUUUUUUAUUUGCAGAAAUAUUGAGGUUGCUUGCUUUUAUGGGUAUUUCCUGACCUUCUACUAUUUUCUGCCAUCUUAUUAAAUCUAAGAAUUUGGGGUGCAGUAUUUCUGCUGUUUUUUGGUCUUAGAAAUAUCAUUCCCUCCAUUUUUGGCAUCUUUUUUGUGUUCUGGACAUUCAUCCUGUCAUCCUCUGUAUAUGUUCUUCUAAUUUAUUUUCACGGGAAUCUGUUUCUUUUUGCCUUAAGAUAUCUUCGUGUUUACCUUGGCACACUCCAUUAAGAAAAACAAUAGAUGGGCGUAUUGAACAGAAUUGCCUCACAUAAUCGACUAUUCUUUGGAUGAAACCUCUCUUCUUGCUUGGGUGACCUUUCUUAUCUGUCUUCUCACUCUGUCCUAGGCCCGGCAAUAAUCAGAUGCUGGUGUCACAUCUGUUCUAAAUAUGUUCCGACUCCUCUCUUUCCAAAGUUUUCCUUAAAUUGUCCUCGUCCAGUAAGGAUAGUAUCUACCUUAGCCCUGUCUCUGGCCCCCAGGCAACCGCAGUCUUUUUAGAAAGCGUCUACUUUUUCUGCAUUAGUGCAGCAGAACCAAGAGGUAGUAUCCUAAUUAUCUGUGUGUAUGUUUUGGAUUUACCAUCAAGUUGUUUGAUUUUAAAAUAUUUAUUAUUAUUCUCCGUCCAAUUCGAGGAUGUGUUGCGCAUCCAAUUUGAGCUCAUAUAAUGUCUCGCGAAUGCUUUUACAGGACAUUGAAUUGUCAAAAGAAAUCAAUGAUUCUUUUAAGCAGUCAUCUCAAGCGAGGACGAAGCUUCCUUCUGGUAUUGAGAUGAGCGUACAUGUUUUAACAACUGGGUAUGUUUACUUGUUGCCCCUUCCAUAUUUUCUACAAUUGGUCUAUGGUUAUUAUUACUAUUCUGGGACGACAUUUUCCUCUCUGCUGCAUUCACUCUCCAUUGAGAUGUGUCGGCAGGUACUGGCCUACAUAUCCACCGAUGGACGUUAGGCUUCCUCAUGAGCUUAAUGUUUACCAGGUAUGUCUAUGAAUACUUUGUUGGCCAUUCUUCAGUGUUUCUCCGGCUCCUGUUUUUUGUCUCCUCAACACAUACUUGUUGACAUGACAGGAUAUAUUCAAGGAAUUCUACUUGAGUAAGCACAGUGGCAGACGCCUGAUGUGGCAGAACUCCUUGGGCCAUUGUGUGCUGAAAGCCCAUUUCCCCAGGGGUAAAAAGGAAUUGGCAGUCUCACUAUUCCAGGUAAAUUUGGGAUGAUGUGAUUGGAAUGGCAUGGAGGAUUGUCGCUAUGAAAAAAAUCAAGCAUCGGUUCCUUGCAUGUUGCAGACUGUCGUUUUGAUGCUGUUCAACGAUGCCCAAAAGCUCACUUUCCAAGACGUCAAGGACUCAACCAGCAUAGAGGAUAAGGAAUUACGCAGGACCCUGCAGUCCCUUGCAUGCGGCAAAGUUCGUGUGCUUCAGAAGGUGAAUUAUUUUCCUCCUAAAUAUCAGCGUCUGGGAUCUGCAUUUUAUUACAGUAGAGUGAAUUCUCUUCUUGGGAAUGCUUCUCAGAACCCUAAAGGAAGAGAAGUGGAGGAUGAUGAUGAAUUUGUGUUCAAUGAGGAGUUCAGCGCUCCUCUCUACCGCAUAAAGGUAAGCCACCUUUCCACCGAAAGUCGUUUUCUUUAAUAUAUUUGCCUCGUUCGCAGUCUAACUGGCUGCGCUGUCAGAUCAAUGCGAUACAGAUGAAGGAGACAGUUGAAGAGAAUGCGAGCACAACUGAGAGGGUUUUCCAGGACCGACAGUAUCAGGUCCUCCUCUUCCAUUAUGAUUGAUUCCCAUUGAUCUCCAUGCACCCCAUAUGAUCGAGUCCUGCGUUUAACUCUACCUAAACUAUCACUAUCAUCUUCACCCUAAUCAUCAUGAUCGCCAGAAGCCCGCUGGAGGAAAGAAGUGACACCACACACGAAUGGCCUGCCAUCUGUCGUUUGGCAUUGGUGUGCAUCUAUCUUGGGCACUUAAGUGUUGACAUGGAUUUUUCCUUCAGGUGGACGCGGCCAUUGUCCGCAUCAUGAAGACGAGGAAGAUACUCAGCCACACGCUCCUGAUAACUGAGCUCUUUCAGCAGGUAGCCUUCAUCUCUCUUGCCUCUCAUAGGCUCCCCCUUCUUGAGCGCAGUCUCCAUAACAGAUAUACGCGGGUGUGUGCUGUUUCUCUGCUGGUUUGCAGCUGAAGUUCCCAAUAAAACCGGGUGACAUAAAGAAGAGGAUCGAGAGCCUCAUCGACAGGGAGUACCUUGAGCGGGACAAGAACAACCCGCAAAUAUACAACUACCUCGCGUGA